AAUGACGUCAGCAGGAACCGCCUCCAGCGCCAUGUUCCCUGCAAGUUGAUAACGGUGGAAAGAGGGACGCACUUGCUUUUGCUGCUGUUUCUUAUGUUUUACUACUCGUAAAACUAGUUCAUACGUGACCAAUUAUAGGUUGUACCAACGAGUUUAUACAUUUUUGGAGUGGAUUUUCUGGGGGCCACCAUACGGAGCUGACACGUGAAAGGUGACCCAGUGUGAAUAUCUUGCAACACACAACGCAAUCAUGGCAAGUGAAUGGGAAGAAAUCCGACGUCUUGCAGCUGAUUUCCAGAAAGCACAGUUUGCCGACACUGCUCAAAGGUUAUCAGAGAGGGAUUGCAUUGAAAUAAUUACCAAACUUAUUCAAGACAGUAAACUGGAAGUGGUGUACACGCUCGAUGGGAAGGAAUACGUCACCCCUGCACAGAUUAGUAGAGAAAUUCGAGAUGAACUUUACCGUCACGGAGGGCGAGUAAAUAUUCUGGAACUCCAGCAGAUUAUCAAUGUCAAUUGGGUGGAUGUUGAAUGUAGAGCAAAUGAAAUUGCAAAAUCUGACAAAAGUAUCCAGCUCGUGCUUGGGCAACUUAUCGACGACACUUAUCUGAACCGUUUGGCCGAGGAAGUCAAUGACCGGUUGCAGGAAGCCGGCGCGAUCAGCAUUGCAGACCUGUGCAAGAGUUACGAUCUACCAGGCGAUUUCCUAAAUGAGGCGCUCUCCAAGCGUCUCGGGAAGGUGAUCCAGGGAGAACUGGAUCAGUACAGUCGAGGGGUCAUAUUCACUCCCGCAUUUGUCUCCCGUCACACAGCCAAGAUAAGAGGACUGUUCAGUGCAGUCACUCGUCCGACACCUGUCAGCGGAAUGAUCGGUGCUUUUGGACUUCACGAGCAUCUCCUGUAUUCUGUUCUGGAGGAGCUGGUGAACACCGGCCGCCUUAGAGGAACUGUUGUGGGAGGGCGACAGGACAAUGCUGUUUACAUCCCCGACAUUUACUCCAAAACACAGAACACUUGGGUGGAUUCCUUCCUCCGACAGAACGGAUAUUUAGAAUUUGACUCGUUGAUCCGACUGGGAAUCCCAGAGCCCAGCAGCUACAUAAAGAAGCGCUUUAAGGGCAACAAGCUACUUUUCCUCAAAGCGGCUUGCGUGGGCCAGGCUCUGGUUGACCAGGUGGAGGCCUCUAUAGAAGAAGCCAUCAGCUCCGCCACGUGGACCGACAUACAGGCCAUUUUGCCGAGCUGCCUGUCGGAUGAAGACGUGGGCAUGUUGAUCAGCCAGGCCAUGAGGAAUACCAACACUGACUCGGCUGCCAGAGUCCUGGGAGGCACAAUUGUCUGCAGUGAAAAAUGGAUCAGCGACUGCCUGGCGCUAUUUGACAGUUCCAUACAACAGAAAGCGCAAAAUGAGUUCAAAAAUAAUCCAGUGUUGCUGAUAACUGAAGAGGAUCUGAAGCAGUCCGCCAUGGUUGCUGAAAACGCUGGAUUGUCCAGAAAGGACAAAAGAGAAGAUCGCAAGAAAAAAGCCACAGAGAGCAGCGGGAACGUUAAAUCGAGCGGGGGGAGCAACGCCAGAGAGAUCAAAAUUCGUAAAACUAAGAAGAAAGGGAGGAAAGACGAAGACGACGAAGAAAGCGGACCUCGUUCUAAGAAGGAGGAAGCUCCGUUUAUGACUCAGGAAGAAAUAGUCGUCGUACUGGAGGACAAGCUGAACGACGGUCCGCAAGAAGUUUUCUCCGAGUUGGCAGAGGAGUUAAUGCGGCCUUUGACUAAAGCCUACCAGGAAGCGAUGCGGACUUUGUUCAUGUCCACCACCUGCCCUCUCUCAGGCGCUAACAAAAAGUCAGUGAAGGACCUGCAGGAAGAAAUCACUAACCUCUACAACAACAUCAGGCUGUUUGAGAAAGGCACCAAGUUUUUCUCAGAAGAAACCCAGGUCAUCAUUGCCAAGCAUGUUUUAAAAACAGUCGGCACCGAUGUAACCAACAUCCUCGUCAAUUUCCUAGCCGCCGACCUGAUGAUGUCCGUCGAGAACCCCGCCACCAUAACCAAUGAGGUCCGCUUGAAGAUACUAGGCAAAGUGUCAGACGACACCAAAACGCCUCUGAUGAAACUGCACAACUGUCUGAACGGUAAAACGAUCAACGAAUUUCUGGAAAACUUUGAGACCUCGGCGGAGGCGUGCGGCUUCUUGAUGAAGAAGUCCGACAAGAAAAAGGAGAGACAGGCCUUCCUGCUGCACCGGCAGACGCUGACUGAACAGCUGAAAGAGACCGAAGACCCCGCUUUGGUCCUCCACCUGACUAGUGUGUUGCUGUUUCAGGACAGCACCCACUGCAUCCUGCACGCCCCGGGACGAUGCGUUCCUCAUAUUAUCGGUACCCUCAUGGGGCGCAUACCUGCAGAGAAGCAUCAGCUACUUAGCGUUUAUCAGAGCCUGGUUGUGAAGCAACUUAUGAGCCAGAAUCAGGGACGGAAGCAGGAAGAAGUGAAGAACGAAACCAAGGAACAGGAUGAGGAGACGUCAAGUAUUUUUGAGCAGUUCAAACUUUUGACACCGCAAGUCAAGGAACUGGCGCUUUCUCAGAGAAAGACGUCGACGAGCGAGACACAAGCUUAAAAAAAUUGCUCACAUGUUUUCAUUUUCCCAUUUUCUGUUUAGCAUCCUCUUAACGUGAUUCAUUUGACAGCCACAUUUAAGAAAAAAGCUAUUCUGCAAGAUUGACAGCUAUGACUUGUUUCAAAAACACUUCUAUUCUUCAAGACCAACAAAAUAUUGUUUUGUGUCAGUGUAAGCUUUUGAUAAGCCUCAAACUCAAGUCAUUUACAAAUUUAGAACUUGCUGUAUGACUUUUUUUGGUUGUUUGCCAUUCAAUCCGUGUAGUCACGACAACCCCUUGAGAGUGUACGGAGCCUAAACUUGUCGAACUUCAAUGGCAAAUUGAGAGAAAUCCAGCUAGUAGUUUUUCACCUGUUUUUUUGUGAUUAAUGAAAUUGAUCAUGGUCCGCCAUCAGCUUCAUGUGAAAAGUGAAUUGAGAGUGUUUGUGAAAUUGUGAAUUAAACUGACAGAGCUAAAAAGCA
This is a messenger RNA of Corythoichthys intestinalis (scribbled pipefish), 3082 nucleotides long. RefSeq names its product UFM1-specific ligase 1 (gene ufl1). The transcript is spliced from 2 exons. Bases 251 to 2620 code for a protein of 789 amino acids. Lineage: Eukaryota; Metazoa; Chordata; Actinopteri; Syngnathiformes; Syngnathidae. The record is from RefSeq and is a predicted model, not a curated record. Gene Ontology annotation, molecular function: UFM1 ligase activity. Gene Ontology annotation, cellular component: endoplasmic reticulum membrane. Gene Ontology annotation, biological process: regulation of proteasomal ubiquitin-dependent protein catabolic process; response to endoplasmic reticulum stress; protein K69-linked ufmylation.